AUGACGUCGUCGAGUGAGGGCGAGAUCCUGCAGGUCUCGCAGAAGCAGAAAAUAGGUGGCGGUGGAUUUGGGGAAAUCUACGAAGCCAUCGAUACUCAAAAUCACAACGAACGGGUAGCUGUAAAGGUUGAAUCUAGCAAAGCUGCGAAACAAGUAUUGAAAAUGGAAGUGGCAGUGCUGCGACGACUUCAGGGCAAAAAACAUGCGUGUAAAUUCUACGGGUGCGGACGGAACGACAAAUUUAAUUAUUUGGUAAUGAGCCUUCAAGGGAAAAAUCUUGCCGAUCUCAGACGAGAGUCGAACUUCGCGAUGGGACGAAGCACGGCAACAAUGCGAAAGGUGUUCAUGCUGGAUUUUGGUCUGGCCAGGCAGUACUUGAACGCCAAGGGCGAGAUCAGAAGUCCACGAAGCGCGGCUGGUUUCCGUGGUACCGUACGCUACGCUGCCGUGUCAGCUCACACAAGAACA
Molecule: messenger RNA, 468 nt
Organism: Ostertagia ostertagi
Lineage: Eukaryota; Metazoa; Nematoda; Chromadorea; Rhabditida; Trichostrongylidae
Source: the annotation of a GenBank genome assembly